UGUCCCUUUCAAUGGAGAGUGACUGUAUAGAUCAAUAAUGAGGACCAGCCCUCGCAGGCCGUUAAUUCUCAAAAGACGGAAACUGACCCUCCCACAGAAGGGUGCAUCCAGUACUUCAGCGAGAGAUGAGAACAGUGGUCAGGAUGGAAAGACCCCUAAGCAGGAGCACAGUCAGGAGGACCAACACAACAGGCAACCCAGAGACAAAAUAGACUGUGGUCUGCAGAAAUUCCAGAUAAUCGACCAUCCUACCAUGCCCAACACACAAGUGGUGGCCAUUCCUACAAAUGCUGAUAUCCAGAGCAUCAUAGAGGCACUAACAGCAAAAGGAAAAGAAUGUGGCAAUAACGGGCCCAACAAGUUCAUUCUCAUUAGCAGUGGGGGCAUGUCCCGUUAAGCAGGUCCAACACCAUCGCUGCAUCUCUCUCCAGAGAAGAAACCCAGUGCAGCAACCAAGGCUGCAGAUGGUCAAGAAAGAGACAAGAAUGUUACACAGAAACCUGGUCUUGCCCAGGGGACAAUGCUCUGGCAUUCAGGAAUUGAUUCUGUGGUUGGACAGGAACAGAAGAGCAACAGUACUGGCGAGGCAAGGAGCUCUGUGUUGGACAACAGUCUCACGAACAUCCAGUGGCUGGGGAAGAUGAGAUCUGGUGGGCUAAGUCCCUGUUCUGUGAAGCGAGAUGCAGAGAAAGAGAACCAGAUGCCUCUGCCGAAAAGAAUAAAGACUGAAGAAGAUUCUGCUGCUGCUCCUAUUCCUACUGCUGCCACCACCUCCUCCUCCUCAUGCCCAGAUUCAGUAUCAAAACGACCUCCUUACUCCUACAUGGCCAUGAUCCAGUUUGCCAUCAACAGCACUGAGAAGAAGCGUAUGACUCUGAAGGACAUCUAUACCUGGAUUGAGGAUCACUUCCCGUAUUUUAAGCAUGUGGCUAAACCAGGUUGGAAGAACUCCAUUCGGCACAACCUGUCCCUUCAUGAUAUGUUUGUCCGUGAGACAUCUACUAAUGGUAAAAUCUCUUUCUGGACUAUUCACCCUGAUGCAAACCGUUGCCUAACAUUGGACCAGGUAUUUAAGCCGCUGGACUUGGGGUCACCAACAUCGCCUGAGCACUCUGAAUCACAGCAGAAGCAACAUCUUCCUGAUCCCCAGAAGAACAUAGGAAGAAACACCAGCAGCAAAACUGAAUCCCAGAAUGCACGCCGAAAGAUCAAGCCUUUGCUUCCUCGCAUCAACUCCUACCUGGUUCCAAUCCAGUUUCCUUUGAGUCAGCCUCUUGUUUUGCAGCCUUCUAUGAAGGUUCCUCUGUCUGUGGCACAGGGAUCAUCCCUGAACAGCUCAGAGACUUUUCGGAGCAAUAAGCGUGUGCGCAUUGCUCCAAAGAUGUCACUCUCUACUGAAGAGUCAUCCUCUUUACCCAUAACUGCUGUCAAGGAGGAGAGUCAGUGUGGUGAAGGUUUAUUUUCCCCAACCCAUUCCCUAAAGGAGAGCAGCUUCCAGCCUGAUGAGGAAUCAGCUUCUUUCCCUGAGAGUGUCUCUAUAAAGAAGGAAGAAGGCUCUCACCUGGAUGACUGGUUGUCCCCAUUUGCCUCAACCCUAACAGUAAAGGAAGAGCAAGGCUUGUUCCUCCCAGUCUCAUCCACAAAAGAGAAGAAAAAAUUCACCAUACUGAAGUCACCAUCUAAGGGUGUUUCUGACACGCUAGUUAUAAGGAGGCGGGAAAGGCAGGAAACAGGCAGAUCCAGAAGGAAACAGCGCCUAGCACAGCCUUGCUCAGAAGAGCCUGUUGUUGUUUUGCCAGAAAGCACUGGCUUUGACCCUUUCCGGUUAGGGGCAGACCCUGCCUUCCUGCAGGAAAGUCAGCCUGUUGAGAAUGUAUCACAUCUCAGCUGCUCACAUGGGGAAGAGGGGCCCUUUAAAACACCAGUCAAGGAGAUGUUCAGCAAAUUACCAGUUUCUUCUACUCCCAGCAAAGUCUUGGCAACUACUACCCCCCCACUAGGGGGUCUUGACCCCUGGAAGUCUGCAUCCUUAGCCAAGGGAAGUCACGAGCUGGACUUCAGUCCAGUGAGAACCCUUCAGCUGCCAUUCACACCCCUCCAGGACAACCAGGACUUGCUGGGUUUUAACAGCACACCUCUUAAAAAUCCCCUCUUUGAGUCCCCUCGGGAACUGCUCAAUACAGAAUCCAGUGCCAUGGUGCAUGCCCCCCUCACGAGCUCUCCAGCUUUUAUCCAUGAGACUGCUAAGCAAUCAUCUGUUGAACUGCCAGCCUCUGGCUUUACUGAAAACCGCUCACUCAUGGAGGGCCUUAUCCUGGACACCAUGAAUGACAGUUUGAGCAAAAUCCUUCUAGAUAUCAGCUUUCCUGGUCUUGAGGAUGAAAACUUAGGAACAGACAUUAGUUGGUCUCAGCUUAUACCUGAACUGAAGUAA
Molecule: messenger RNA, 2434 nt
Organism: Pterocles gutturalis (yellow-throated sandgrouse)
Lineage: Eukaryota; Metazoa; Chordata; Aves; Pterocliformes; Pteroclidae
Gene: FOXM1
Product: forkhead box M1
Biological process (GO): regulation of DNA-templated transcription; G2/M transition of mitotic cell cycle
Molecular function (GO): sequence-specific DNA binding; DNA-binding transcription factor activity
Source: RefSeq, a predicted model, not a curated record